Molecule: messenger RNA, 489 nt
Organism: Eucalyptus grandis
Lineage: Eukaryota; Viridiplantae; Streptophyta; Magnoliopsida; Myrtales; Myrtaceae
Product: RING-H2 finger protein ATL70
Exons: 1
Coding region: 1-489 (162 amino acids)
Source: RefSeq, a predicted model, not a curated record
AUGGACGGCGCCGCUGAUUCCAAACACGGUAUGGGAGCCGCCAUCGGCGUCCUUGUCGUGGUCGUAUUCGUGGCCGUCAUGUCAUGCCUGUUCAGCCGCAUGUGCACGAACCGGCCGCCUCUGAACUACCCCGUCCGCGACUCUUUGCCGGAGCGACAUCCAGAAACAAUCCCAGAUGUAGAAGGAGGUCGACCAGACGCCGUCGGCAAAAGGAACGGCCUAAAGAAGCCCGUGCGCCCCAAAUUGGCCAAGCUCCAUGAGGGCGACUCGGGCUCGGACUCGACUCGUUCUUCUUGCUCCAUUUGUUUGGGCGACUACAAGGACAGCGACGUGCGGAGGUCUUUGCCCGGUUGCCACCAUGUCUUCCAUAGUAAGUGUGUGGACCAGUGGCUGCAGAUGCAUCCGACUUGUCCAGUUUGUCGGAGCUCGCCGAACCCGACCCCUCUUGCGAAGGCCCAUCAAGCGUCGACGGCACCGAGGAUCAGUUGA